Molecule: messenger RNA, 1137 nt
Organism: Cornus florida
Lineage: Eukaryota; Viridiplantae; Streptophyta; Magnoliopsida; Cornales; Cornaceae
Exons: 2
Coding region: 1-1137 (378 amino acids)
Source: RefSeq, a predicted model, not a curated record
AUGAUAGUGAGGGGUGAGUUAGCAGACUACCUCACAACAAAGGAGUACGUGAAGCCCCAGGAGGUCAAUCUUCAGAAAAUAGAAGGUAAUCAAGUGAAGGUCAUCCAUGCAAUACAUGGGAGAUCGGAGGAUGAUCAAGAGUCAGAGGAGGUAUAUAGAUCCAGACUGAGGGCAGCCCAUAAGCUAAGAAGGUUAUCCUCAGUAAACACUAUUGCUUCAGGCAGUAUCAGUACUAGGUUCGGCGAUGCGAACCUAUCCAGAGUUCAGCUCCCCCACGAGGAUCUGUUGGUCAUUAGUCUCCUGGUGGCAAAUUGCAUGAUCAAGAGGGUUUUGAUAGACCCGGGUAGUAGAGCCAAUAUCAUCACAAAGGCGGUCUUUGAGCAGCUGGAGAUUCAAUCACAAUCAAUUCGGCCCACCUCUAGUACCUUGAUGGGAUUUGAUAGCAUAAAAGUAGACCCCCUUGGGGUAAUUCACCUAUCCGUUACCGCAGCAAAGAGGACACUAAAGGAGAAUUUUGUUCUAACGGAGAUCCAUCUUUCUUAUAUUCUUAUUAUGGGAAGAGGCUGGAUCCACCGAAUGAAUGUGGUUCCAUCUACCCUUCAUCAAGUGAUGCGAUGCUUGUCUCUGGACGUACAGAGCCCUCUGCCCAAGUACCUGAAAUCAAAGGAUGAGGAUGAAGCUGAAGCAACAAAGCCUACUGAGGAAUCCCUCAAGGCUGUUGAAGUAAUCCUUAGCAAUCCACAUAAAGUAACUUAUAUAGGCUCUUCUCCCACAACUGAAGAAAAGGAAGCAUUAAUUAAUGUCAUACGAUGGAAUGCAGAUACGUUUGCUUGGGAUCAUUCAAACAUGGUAGGAAUCAAUCCUUCAUUCUCAUGCCAUAGCCUGAAGGUGGAUCCGACGUUCAAGCCAGUGAAGCAAAGACUUGGAAGGUUCACCCCUGAGCGUAAUCAAAUUAUUGCUGAAGAAGUAAACAAACUGCUUCAAGCAGGUUUUAUACGUGAAGUGCACUAUCCGCAAUGGCUCUCGAAUGUGGUGGUAGUGCAAAAGAAGAAUGGAAAGUGGAGGGUGUGCAUAGAUUUCACCAAUUUGAACAAAGCUUACCCGAAGGAUAGCUUUCCACUUCCCAAAAUAGAUUAG